AUGAAAUAUUAGGUCGUUGAAUUGUUCUUUAGAUUUGAAUUUUAUUCAUACAAAUGCAAGUAAAUUAAAAGAAAAAUAAACAUUGAUUUAUUUUUUCUUGUUAUUGCAAAUUUGGCUAAAAGAAAUUAGGGCUAGAAUUUCAAGCAAAUAUUGAUAAAAAUAUUCAAAUAUAAGAAUCAACUUUAAUAUAAAUAAUUUUUCUUGAUCAAAGUUAAGAAGAUGUUCUUAUGUAAUGUAAAAAAAAGAGGAAAAAAAUAGAAUUGUAAGUCUAUUAAUUCAACAUUUAAGAAGAAGCGCACGAAUAGCAAGAAAGCAUCUAAAAUCAUAAAAUUGGUAUUUUAAAUGACAAUGAUGGAAGAUUGUUUUACACUCAAUUUUAAAUCAAAUUAACUUAAGAAAAAGAAAUCUAAUAUAUCUUAAAUGAAUCAAUUAUAAGAAGGUCAAUAUUUUUAUAAAUAAUAUUAGGGAAUAAAUAUAUGACAUUUCUAGCAAACUUGAAAUUUUAUCAAAUUAUGAGUAAAUUAAAUUUCUCACAUGGAUUGGAAGUUACCAAAAGAAUUAUUAGAAAAUUGGCAAAUGGACAGCCUAAUGGAAAGGAAAUAAAAUUUAUGAUGUGGGAGGUUAUUACUCAAUUGUAGGAAAAAAAUGUGGUAUCUGGAAAGAAAUUAUAAAUAAUUAUUGGGAGUAAGGUUAUACUAACUUUCUUUAAGGAAAGCUAAGAUUUAUGAGUUGGGAGAAUACAUAAAUGGAGAAAGGCAAGGAUUUUGGAAAUUUAUUCUAGAUGAAAAGGAAAUGUAUAAAAUGGCAUUAAGAAUGAUUUAGUGGUGGUGGAAGAUAUAAUUCGAUAGGUUAAAAGGAUGGGAAAUGGAUUGAGUUGAAUGGAGGGUUUUGGUAAAAUUCUAAAGUAUCAUAUAUUGGGGAAUAUAAAAAUGGGAUGAAAAUUGGUAUGUGGGAUAUUUAGCAUGAGAAUAAGCGAAUGUAUAAAUUUAGUUAAUUAAUUUAUCUAAAUGGUUAGUGGUGGUGGAUAAUAUGAUGAAUAAUUUGGCCCUAUUGGUAAAUGGGUUGAAUUAAUAGAUGGAUUUUAUUCUUAUUUAGAAAUAAUUUAUAUUGGAGAAUAUAAUAAGGGUAAAAAAGUUGGUAGAUGGGAUAUUAAGUAUCAAGAGAAAAGCUAGGAUUCAUUUUUAUUGAUGUUUUUCUUUAUUUUAUUGUAAUAAAAUUAAUAGAGGUGGAGGAUCAUAUGAUGU
Messenger RNA from Paramecium octaurelia, 1244 nucleotides. The record is from the annotation of a GenBank genome assembly. Lineage: Eukaryota; Ciliophora; Oligohymenophorea; Peniculida; Parameciidae.